AUGAAUGCAUUAAAUGCCCACAUGGUAGUGCCUUCACAGGAGAGUUCGACAUGUACUCAUGGCAAAUCGGGCAGUUAUCCUCAAGGCAUUUUUCUCUACAUACAUGCACAAGUAGAGCCCUUGACAUACAUGCAUUGCACUUCAUGCAGUGGAAGUAAUCAAUGCCCAGACCUUUCCCAACUCGGCACAGAUUGCAGUAAGGGCAAUGAUCCUGCAGGAGUAUCUCCCCAUAGAGAAACCAUUGCAAGAUUUGGUCAUACAUGUCGGUCCUAUUGGCUGAAUUACCAAGCAUUUCAUGCACAUCAUUUCUGUUAUAGUUUUUCUGCAGAAAUAAUAUCAAGAAUGGGUAUGCAUAUCAAAAGAAAUGAAUGUAACACAUUAUUGGAGCAGCAACCUAAAUUCAUGAAAGUCUGA
This is a messenger RNA of Striga asiatica, 414 nucleotides long. Lineage: Eukaryota; Viridiplantae; Streptophyta; Magnoliopsida; Lamiales; Orobanchaceae. The record is from the annotation of a GenBank genome assembly.